This is a messenger RNA of Anthonomus grandis grandis, 9009 nucleotides long. Its product is annotated as hornerin-like. The transcript is spliced from 20 exons. Gene Ontology annotation, molecular function: chitin binding. Gene Ontology annotation, cellular component: extracellular region. NCBI's taxonomy places the organism in Eukaryota, Metazoa, Arthropoda, Insecta, Coleoptera, Curculionidae. Bases 211 to 8637 code for a protein of 2808 amino acids. The record is from RefSeq and is a predicted model, not a curated record.
UUCACACAAAAUCUUCUUUUACGGGAUCUUUUCUUUUCUACUUUUUAUUAAUUGAAACUUUUUUAUUUUAAGAAAUAUAUAUCGGGAUAGUGAAGUUUUUAUUUAAUUUUUUUUUUUGAGAGACAUUUUCAGAAUUUUUGUGAGUGGUUGUCGUUUCAAUUUAUAUUUUUGAAGAUUCCGAUGUGUUGAAAGGACGUGGUACGAAGCAAAAUGAAGACGGGAGCGACAUUGAUGCUCCUUGUAGUGGGGUGGUUUUCCUGUGUUUUAGCGAAUAAUAAUGAUUAUCGAUUUUUCGACUAUGACUACUUAUUAGAGCCAUAUAGCAGAAACUCUAGGCAAAUUAUUAGCAAGAGUUUUAUUUGCCAAAGUGAAGGAACGUUUCCUGAUAAUCAGAAUUGUAAAGUUUUUUAUAGAUGUGUCUCAAAUGGACAAAAUGGCUAUAUCCCUUACACAUUCGAGUGCGGUGAAGGAACAGUUUACGAUCCAGCGAUUUCAGUUUGUAACUAUCCUUACGCAAGCAGCAGGGAGGAAUGUGGAGGAAACAAUAUAGAAGUAGGAAAACUACCGUCAGAUCCUCAAACUCUACCAUCCACUACAUCGCAACCAAUUUACACAUCUAGUAGUACAGUAGCAUCAUCCACUGUAGGAUCUACAGUGCAACAAAAUGAGCCUGCACCAAACAGAUGUACAGCAUCAGGAUUCAGAGCUGAUCCUAUCAACUGUAGAAAGUUCUAUAGAUGCGUAGAAAAUAGCCAAAAUGGAUAUACUCAGUAUGAGUUUACAUGUGCUGUUGGAACUAUUUUUGACUCCAUUGCAACUACAUGCAAUUAUCCUAGUGCUGUGGAAAGAACCGAUUGCACUGAAGAGAAAGACGGUGGUCAGUCUGACUUGCUUUUUAAAAACUCACUGCAAAAUAACAACUCUUGGCAAAACAGCACUUCUUUUUCCAAUUCGUCAGCACAAAACAGUUCUAGUUCCUUUUCUAGUAGUUCUUCUUCUAGCUCCUCUAGCUCUAGUUCUAGCUCUAGUUUCUCAAGUAAUACUAAUAGCACCACUUCAAACUCAAAUUCAGGAAGCAGCAAUUCAAGCAAUAGCCAAUCCAAUCAAAAUCAGUCUGGCUCCAAUCAAUCAGGAUCAUCAUUAAACCAACAACAAAGCAGCAACCAAUCAGGAUCUUCAAGUAAUUCUGCAAGCAGUAAUAACCAAUCAAGCAAUCAGUCUGGAAGCACAUCCUCCAAUCAGGCAAACAAUCAAUCAGGAUCGUCGAGUUCCUCCAAUCAAUCUGGAAGCUCUUCUUCAAACCAAUCAAAUAAUCAAUCAGGAUCUUCGAGUUCCUCCAAUCAAUCAAAUAACCAAUCAGGAUCUUCCAAUCAAUCUGGAAGCACGUCCUCUAAUCAAUCAAACAAUCAAUCUGGAAGCUCUUCUUCAAAUCAAUCAGGAUCAAACAAUCAAUCCGGGAGCUCGUCCUCAAAUCAAUCAUCUAAUCAAUCAGGUUCUUCUAACUCUUCCAAUCAAUCUGGAAGCUCUACUUCAAAUCAAUCAGGAUCAAACAAUCAAUCCGGAAGCUCGUCCUCAAAUCAAUCAUCUAAUCAAUCAGGUUCUUCUAACUCUUCGAAUCAAUCUGGAAGCUCUACUUCAAAUCAAUCAGGAUCAAAUAAUCAAUCCGGAAGCUCGUCAUCUAAUCAAUCGGGUUCUUCAAGUUCUUCAAAUCAAUCUGGAAGCUCUUCUUCAAAUCAAUCAGGAUCAUCCAAUCAAUCUGGCAGCUCUUCCUCAAACCAAUCAAAUAAUCAGUCGGGUGUUUCAAAUCAAUCGGAAAGCUCCUCCUCCAACCAAUCAUCUAACCAACAGUCUACCGGAAACAAUAAUGAAUCCAACCAAUCAAGUUCAUCUGGCUCUAACCAAGGUUCUUCUAACCAAUCCGGAAGCUCCUCUUCAAACCAAUCAAGCAAUCAGUCGGGCUCUUCAACUUCUUCUAAUCAAUCUGGGAGCUCCUCCCAAGGUUCUUCCAAUAACCAAUCAGAAAAUGUAAACACUUCCAACCAGUCUGGAACCUCUUCAAAUCAAUCAUCAUCAAAUCAACAAUCUUCUGGAAGCAGCAAUAAUGAAUCUUCAAGUUCGUCUUCGUCUAACCAAGGCUCCAUAGGUAGCAGUGGCAAUCAAACAGGUAGCUCUAGUUCAUCAGAACAAUCCGGCAGUUCAUCAUCCAAUCAAGGAUCUUCUAAUAACAACAACAACCAAUCAGGCUCAAGUUCAUCGCAACAGUCAGGCAGCUCAUCUUCCAAUAACCAACAGUCAUCUUCUAGUAACAAUAAUCAAUCUGGAAGCUCAUCCAAUAACCAAGGAUCUUCUUCUAGUAAUAACCAAUCAGGAAGCUCAUCUUCAAACAACAAUCAGUCUGGAACCUCCUCCAAUAACCAAGGAUCUUCUUCUAAUAAUAAUCAAUCAGGAAGUUCAUCUUCCAAUAAUCAGCAGUCGUCUUCAAGUAACAACAAUCAAUCAGGAACCUCUUCAAAUAACCAAGGAUCAUCGUCUAAUAAUAACCAAUCAGGAAGUUCAUCUUCCAAUAAUCAACAGUCGUCUUCAACUAACAACAACCAAUCAGGAAGCUCUUCAAACAACCAAGGAUCAUCGUCUAAUAAUAACCAAUCGGGAAGCUCAUCUUCUAAUAACCAACAAUCGUCUUCAAGUAACAACAACCAAUCUGGAAGUUCCUCAAACAGCCAAGAGUCAUCCAAUAAUAGUCAAUCAGGAAGCUCUUCUAAUAAUCAAGGUUCUUCUUCUAACAACAACAACCAGUCCGGAAGCUCAUCUAAUAACCAAUCUUCUGGAUCUACCAACCAAACGACUAGUUCGCAAAAUCAAGCUCAACCUGGACAAAUUAAUAACGGCCAAUGUGUUAAAAAAGGCUUCGUAGCAGACGAUCAAGACUGUAAGAAAUUCUAUAGAUGUGUAGAAGAUGGAAGAGGUGGUCUCAUCAAAUAUCAAUUUCCUUGCCCGGACAACACCGUUUGGGAUCAACAAAUAUUGGCUUGUAAUUAUCCUUACGCCGUUUCCGGCAAGUGUUUUGUAGCACAACCUGGCAUUCCUGCUUCAACAGAUGGUAGUUCAAGUUCGAACCAGGGUACUUCAGAACAAAAUCAAUCUACCGACACAACAUCUCAACAAAACCAACAGCAAACUGGGUCAAAUCAGUCAACUCAAGGUGAAUCUAACCAAAACCAAUCUUCUGGAUCUAAUCAAAAUGAAAACACUUCUAAUCAAAACCAAAAUGAAAAUAAUCAAUCAAAUCAGAGUGGAACUACACAAAAUCAAAAUGAAUCUUCAGGAUCAACUCAAACUCCUCCAGUAACCGAAAAGCCUGGGCAAGUAUUCAAUAGUCAAUGUGUCUCUUCUGGUUUUGCCGAGGACAAACAGGAUUGCAAAAAAUUCUAUAGAUGCGUAGAAAAUGGUCAAGGAGGGUUUAUUAAAUACGAAUUUACAUGUGGUCAAGGGACUGUUUGGGAUAAUGCCAUCCAGGCUUGUAAUUAUCCAUAUGUUGUUACUGGGAGAUGUCAUUCAGCUCAGCCAGAAAUAGGACAACCUGGUCUACCAGGAGAUAUUAGCGGUCAACCAGGACAACCCGGUGAUACCAAUGGACAACCCGGUCAACCAGGACAACCUGGAGAUACUAGUGGACAGCCUGGUCAACCAGGGCAACCCGGAAAUACCAGUGGGCAACCUGGCCAACCAGGACAACCCGGUCAACCAGGGCAACCUGGAGAUACUAGUGGACAGCCCGGACAACCUGGAAACAAUAAUGGUCAACCCGGCCAAUCAGGACAACACGGUCAACCCGGUCAACCAGGACAACCCGGUCAGCCUGGGCAAUCAGGACAACUCGGUCAACCAGGACAACCCGGUCAGCCUGGACAACCCGGUCAGCCUGGACAACCCGGUCAGCCUGGACAACCCGGACAACCCGGUCAGCCUGGGCAAUCAGGACAACCCGGACAACCUGGAGACACUAGUGGACAGCCGAGUCAACCAGGACAACCUGGACAAAAUUCGUGUAUUCAGAACGGCUUCAUGGCUGAUGAGCAGGAUUGCCAGAAAUUUUAUAGAUGUGUUGAAAAUGGCCAAGGAGGGUUUAUAAAAUACCAAUACACAUGCGGCAAUGGAACAGUAUGGGAUCAGAGUAUUACUUCUUGUAACCACGCGUAUGCUGUUACCGGCCGAUGUCGUGAUUUAGGUCAACCUGGAGAGUCAGGUUCACCAGGACAACCAGGAAUGCCAGGUCAACCUGGUAAUCCAGGCCAACCCGGUACACCUAGUCAACAAGGACAACCUGGCUCGCCUGGACAACCCGGUACUCCGGGACAACCAGGUACCCCAGGACAAUCAGGCACACCAGAUCAACCAGUAUCUCCAGGACAACCAGGGCAACCCAGUACACCAAAUCAACAAGGACAGCCGGGCUCACCAGGACAACCUGGUACUCCCGGGCAACCAGGACAGCCAGGUACACCAGGCCAACCAGGACAACCAGGACAACCAGGUAGUCCAGGCCAACCAGGCACGUCGGGACAACCAGGACAGCCCGGUAGUCCAGUACAACCAGGGACUUCCGGUCAACCUGGACAACCAGGAUCUCCUGGACAACCCGGAACCCCGGGUCAACCAAGCACUUCAGGUCAACCUGGCCAACAAAGUACUCAACCGUGUAACAAUAACACUGCAAUCUAUGAAGAAGUUGCAGGUGAAGUAGUAAAUGGCCAAUGCACUAGAGCAGGGUUUGCAGGCGAUUCAAAUAACUGUGCCAAGUUCUACCGAUGCGUAGAUAACGGCAAAGGAGGAUUAAACAAAUACGAAUACACUUGCGGUACCGGCACCGUAUGGGAUCAAAUGAUUUUGUCUUGUAACUAUCCUAGCGCUGUUGGUGGAAACUGUGGUACAGGACAACCUGGCACUCCAGGUCAACCAGGUACUCCGGGACAACCAGGAACUCCGGGACAACCAGGCACUCCAGGUCAACCAGGCACUGCCGGACAACCUGGCACUCCAGGACAACCCGGCACUCCAGGACAACCUGGCACUCCAGAACAACCUGGCACUCCAGGACAACCAGGCACUUCAGUUCAACCAGGUACUCCGGGACAACCAGGCACUCCAAGUCAACCAGGAAGUCUUGGACAACCAGGCAGUCCAGGUCAACCAGGCACUCCAGGUCAACCAGGCACUCCCGGACAACCUGGCACUCCAGGUCAACCAGGCACUCCCGGACAACCUGGCACUCCAGGACAACCCGGCACUCCAGGACAACCUGGCACUCCAGGACAACCAGGUACUCCGGGACAACCAGGCACUCCAAGUCAACCAGGAACUCCUGGACAACCAGGCAAUCCAGGUCAACCAGGCACUCCAGGACAACCAGGCACUUCAGUUCAACCAGGAACUCCGGGACAACCAGGAACUCCGGGACAACCAGGCACUCCAGGUCAACCAGGCACUCCAGGACAACCAGGAACUCCAGGACAACCAGGCACUCCGGGACAACCAGGCACUCCGGGACAACCAGGCACUCCAGGACAACCUGGCAUUUCAAGUCAACCAGGAACUCCGGGACAACCAGGAACUCCGGGACAACCAGGAACUCCUGGUCAACCAGAAUCUCCGGGACAACCUGGGCAGCCGGGAUCACCAGGACAACCAGGAACAUCCGGUCAACCGGACACUUCUGGCCAACCAGGUCAACCUAUCAGCAGUACAACUGCCCCUGCAGUUCCUGGUGAAAUAGUAAAUGGAAAAUGCACGAGAGCAGGUUUUACAGGUGAUGAAAAUAACUGCUCUAAGUUCCACAGAUGCGUAGAUAAUGGCCAAGGAGGUUUAAUUAAAUAUGAGUACAGUUGCGGCGCUGGAACUGUUUGGGAUCAAAACAUUUUGUCUUGUAACUACCCGAGCGCUGUUAGUGGAAAGUGUAGUCAGAGUUCAGGAGGCACUGUCACUAACCAGCCCGGUGAAUAUCCUAGUGGUACCCCUUCAACCCAGAGUCCACAAAUGUCAACCUCUGCGCCAAUAGUAGAACAACCGUCAUCCACCUCGCCCUCCCAAAAACCUUCCUGUACUCAAGACGGUUUUGUAGGAGACUCUCAAAACUGUUCCAAAUUCUACAGAUGUGUUGAUAACGGACAAGGGGGAUACAUUAGUUAUGAGUUUACUUGCGGAUCCGGAACGGUUUGGGAUUAUCAGAGUCUGACUUGCAAUUAUCCCUGGGCUGUUCAAGGAGAGUGUAGCAAAUUCGUACUGGUAGUAGAAACCACCACUGCAGUUAACGAAGGAACUACUCCUGUUAAUCCUACGGGAAGUACUUUAUCACCAUCGACAGAACCACUUCCACAAUCAACACAAUCAGCAACAAUUGCUCCAACGCAGCCUACUCAACCAACAACGACAACCACAUUACCACCUAGUACCACCACCAUAGCUACCUGGACCACUGAAGGUACUACUCAAGAGACUAUUUCCAGCCAGACAACAGAAACACCAACAAUCACAACAUCUGAUCAAAAUAUAAUUACUUCUACUGAGUCUACAGAUUCUACUACUUUUCUUACACCUGAUACACAAAACACUUACGCAGAAUUAGAAAGUACAACAUAUAACACCGAAUCUUUUAGUACAAGUGACACUUUUAGUACAUCUGAGUCUUUAAUUAUUGAAACCAGCACUUUACCUGAUAAUGCAAUAAUUUCUACUACUGAGAGCUCGACUAUAAGCCUCUUAGAAGAAAACGCUUCUACUGAAAUCCCUACAGAGGCAUCCAGUCUAUCUAUGAAUACGGAAAGUACUUCAUUUACAGAAGAAAAUUCAUUUACUGAUGUAUUCACUACUGACAGCACUGUAGAAAUGAAUUUAACUAUUGAAAGUACUUCAUCUGAAAGUACGGCACUAUUUACAGGAGAAACUUUAACAAUGUUCUUCACACAAUCCACAACUAAAGAAGAGUCAACCACGGUAAUUAAUGAGUCUACAUCUGUAAACACCGAAUCCUCGACUAGUGAAUACCCUACUCGAGAACCUAGUUCGACAACAAUAUUUACAGAAGAGGCUUCUACAAUGCUCUCCACACAAUCUACAAGUGAACAAACUUCAACUCUGGUAACAAAUGAAUCUACAACUGUAAACGCUGAGACAUCGACUAGUGAACACUCAAUUCAAGAGCCUAGUUCAACAGCAAUAUUUACACAAGAGCCUUCUACAAUGCUUUCCACACCAUACUCAACUACAUCUGUAUAUGCUGAAACGUCAACUAGUGAAUACUCAAUUCAGGAACCUAGUUCAACAUCAAUAUUCACAGAAGAGGCUUCUACAAUGCUUCCUACACACACCACAACUGAGGUAACGAAUGUAUCGACAUCUGUAAAUGCUGAAACGUCGACCGGUGAAUACUCAACUCGAGAACCGAGCUCGACAACAGUAUUUACAGACGAGACUUCUACAAUGCUCUCCACACAAUCCAACACCGAAGAAACCUCAACUUUGGAAACGACUGAGUCUACAUCUGUAAAUACUGAUGCGUCGACCGGCGAAUACUCAACUGAGGUACCAAGUUCUACAAUACUGUCUACUACUACGGUAACAGAACAGUCAAUCACUUCAACAAUAUCUUUUACACAACCUGCAACAGAGACAGAACAGUUGACCAGUAUGGUGAUUGAACCGUCAACUAAUAACCCGAAUUCAGAAUACACUUCUACAGAAGGCACAUAUUCCGGGGAGUCUAUAAAAACCUCCACAAUAACAUCUGAAACUGAACCUGUUAGUUCCUCAGAAUUUAGCCCAUCUACCAUAGUGUCUACGGAAAGUAUUAAUUCAGCGAGUUCAACAAUAUCAGAAUUUACCACUGAUACACUAGAAACAACCACUCUAACCCAAUCAACAAUGAUUAAUUCUCAAGAAACUACCACCGACAUCAUUAUUGAUAAUACAACGGGGUCUACAACUGUAGAAAUACAAACAGAAAUAACUACUGUAAUCCCUACUGGAUCUACGGUUUCUGGAGCCACCGGAACCCACAUGGAACCAUGUCCUAUCGGACAAUUAGAGGGCGACCAGAUCGCUCUAGUUUGUCCCACUGGGUUUAGAAGGCAUCCAAAAUAUUGCAAUUUGUUCUACCAAUGCACCGUUAAUAACCAACAUGACUAUAAGGUCUUAGUGCUAAGUUGUCCUCACGGAACCAUAUUUGACGACCAAAAGAUCCAGUGUUUGCCACAAAAUGAAACUACUCAGACUUGUACCGCUCAAAUUGCUCAAUCUAGUUUGUACAGGAUGAUGGAUAUAAACGCCAUAGCGCCUAUCAAAGUACCAACUAAAAGAUCCCUUUGCCCAACUGAAGGUUCUUACGAAAUGGAGCCCUCCGAGUGUUCCGAGCAAUUUAUUAAAUGCCAAAGAAAUUCAAGAAAAUUAGAAGGUUUCAUGUACCAAUGUCCAGAAGGAUUUGCUUAUUGGCAAAUUAGUCGGCGAUGCGAGAGGACAACUAAGCUUCUACACUGCGCAGGUUACAUGCUCCAACGUAGCAAAUGGGAAAUACCAUUAGAAACGAUAGAUGUUUCUUAUAGAAGAAGAAAAGACUUACCCUUGCCAUUAAUAUUUAGUUCGUAGGUUUUAUUUUUGUAAAAUAAUUUCCUCAUUUGCCUACAUAUUUCACGAAUAAACGGGAAAUGUGUUGGCGAUAUCAAUUAGAGAAUACUACUUACUUUUGUAUCUUUUUUAUAAAAAGUACUAAUGCGAAGGUACUAUUAAAAAAAUAUUUUAUGCCAUAAAAGAAACUAAAAUUAAUUGUGAUUGAUGUUAUAUCUUACUUAUAAUUUGUAAAUUCUACAAGUUAAAGAAACUUAAUUUUUAUUAAGUUGUUUUUUGGGAUCUGGUAGUGGGAACUAAACUUUAAUUUAUUGAAACUGACUAUGCUAAAUUAUUUAUUUAUUCAGACAUAUUUUGUCACCUGAUACUGCCAUUUCAUGUGAUUUAUUUUAU